Pan troglodytes (chimpanzee) is the source of this 4626-nucleotide messenger RNA. It is a transcript of the gene SP8, whose product is annotated as Sp8 transcription factor. The transcript is spliced from 3 exons. Gene Ontology annotation, molecular function: DNA-binding transcription factor activity, RNA polymerase II-specific; RNA polymerase II cis-regulatory region sequence-specific DNA binding. The record is from RefSeq and is a predicted model, not a curated record. NCBI's taxonomy places the organism in Eukaryota, Metazoa, Chordata, Mammalia, Primates, Hominidae. The coding region runs from base 317 to 1786 and encodes 489 amino acids. Gene Ontology annotation, biological process: regulation of transcription by RNA polymerase II.
AGAUUGGCUGGCCGCGCCUCCGCGGCACUUCAAAGCCGGAGAGGGAGCUACAAUUGUGGUGGAAUGGGCGGAACUGAUCAUUGUAUUGCACACCUCUAAAAAAACACUGCCUCUGAUUUAUCAAUAUAAAAAAGAUCCUCUGAGAGGAGGAGGGCACUUUUGUGUGAUGGCAACUUCACUUCUAGGGCGUGGUGCUUGCUCCCGAAUCAGACGCCGGCAGCCAAACUUGUCCCCUCCUGUAGAGUAGGAAGCGGCCGGGCGCCGGGGCUGUUGGGGGUGCCAGGAAGAACCGAGGUUGGGAUCGACUCCUCUGGCCAUGCUUGCUGCUACCUGUAAUAAGAUAGGCAGCCCCAGCCCGUCUCCCUCCUCCCUCUCGGACAGCUCUUCUUCCUUCGGCAAAGGCUUCCACCCCUGGAAACGCUCCUCGUCCUCUUCUUCCGCCAGCUGCAACGUAGUGGGUUCCAGUCUCUCAAGCUUCGGCGUGUCCGGGGCCUCCAGGAACGGCAGCUCGUCCUCGGCGGCUGCGGCGGCCGCGGCAGCAGCCGCGGCUGCCGCGGCCCUGGUGUCCGACUCGUUCAGCUGCGGCGGCUCGCCUGGCUCCAGCGCCUUCUCCCUCACCUCCAGCAGCGCCGCAGCCGCCGCCGCCGCCGCCGCAGCCGCCGCCUCCAGCUCGCCCUUCGCCAACGACUACUCUGUUUUCCAGGCCCCCGGAGUUUCCGGGGGCAGCGGCGGCGGCGGCGGGGGCGGCGGCGGCGGCUCCUCCGCGCACUCGCAGGACGGCUCCCACCAGCCGGUGUUCAUCUCCAAGGUGCACACCUCUGUGGACGGGCUGCAGGGCAUCUACCCGCGGGUGGGCAUGGCGCACCCGUACGAGUCGUGGUUUAAGCCCUCGCACCCGGGCCUGGGUGCUGCGGGCGAGGUGGGCUCGGCCGGCGCCUCCAGCUGGUGGGACGUGGGGGCCGGCUGGAUCGACGUGCAGAACCCGAACAGCGCGGCUGCGCUGCCCGGCUCGCUGCACCCUGCCGCCGGGGGGCUCCAAACCUCGCUGCACUCGCCGCUCGGAGGCUACAACUCGGAUUACUCGGGCCUGAGUCACUCGGCUUUCAGCAGCGGCGCCUCCUCGCACCUGCUCAGCCCCGCCGGGCAGCACCUCAUGGACGGCUUCAAGCCAGUGCUACCCGGCUCCUACCCGGACUCGGCCCCGUCGCCGCUGGCCGGCGCGGGGGGCUCCAUGUUGAGCGCUGGGCCUUCGGCGCCGCUGGGGGGCUCCCCGCGCUCCUCAGCUCGCCGCUACUCCGGCCGCGCCACCUGCGACUGCCCCAACUGCCAGGAGGCAGAGCGGCUGGGCCCUGCCGGGGCGAGCUUGCGGCGCAAGGGCCUGCACAGCUGCCACAUCCCGGGCUGCGGCAAGGUGUACGGCAAGACUUCGCACCUCAAGGCGCACCUGCGCUGGCACACGGGCGAGCGGCCCUUCGUGUGCAACUGGCUUUUCUGCGGCAAGCGCUUCACGCGCUCCGACGAGCUGCAGCGGCACCUGCGGACCCACACCGGCGAGAAGCGCUUCGCCUGUCCAGUUUGCAACAAGCGCUUCAUGCGCAGCGACCACCUCAGCAAGCACGUGAAGACGCACAGUGGCGGCGGCGGCGGCGGCUCGGCGGGCUCAGGCAGCGGCGGCAAGAAGGGCAGCGACACCGACAGCGAGCACAGCGCCGCGGGCAGCCCGCCCUGCCACUCCCCAGAGCUGCUGCAGCCCCCCGAGCCCGGGCACCGCAACGGCCUAGAGUGACGCCCACCCUGCGCCCGCCCCUCUCCCCGACCUCCUCCCACCGAGUCCUCUUGGGCCCUGUCUGUCCCGACUUCAACUCCAGCCUUUCCCUAUUGCAUCCGACUCGCUCUCUGUCUCUUUCUGUUUCUGCCCCUCCUCUUCCUUCUUCCUUCUGCGACUUAACUUUGUAAAGGGGAUAUGGACAAGUAAGUAACACCCAUCGCUGUCCCGGGCCCUGGCUUUCCCUUUCCACGGGUAACGCUGCCUGAACCCGUUGCAGCCGGAACCCGCGCCUCGUCGGGCCUUUAUUUCUCGUUCUCCCUUCCUUGUCCUCCCCUCCUCCACCCCCCAGGUUGUGAAGGGCGUAACUUUUAGAGGGAAGCGGCCACUGGAGGUAGAGCUGGACUAAUCCAGUGCCUGGUAGACCGCGGGCCUCGGCGCGGGCAGGAGCCGCUCGGCUGAGCAAGCCUGAGCCGGAGCGGUGGAGAGGGAGAGGCUGGAGGCCUGGGCAGAACAGCGCCGCCCGGGCAGACGGCUACUUGGUUCCAGAGCCGCUGUCCUGAGCACCUCGGCUUCGGAGCACCCUGCCAGGCCCCUGGGCAUCGCCGGACGUCCUACUCAGGCUGUCGGGGCUUGGUGGGGGUGCACUUUUGGCAGCCCCGAGACCCAGAGUUUGUAGAGUUUAGAUCUCCCAAUGUCAGCUCUGCCUCUUUUUCUUUGUUCCCUGAGGUGGAACCGAUGCAAGUUUCAGCAAAGGGCAGUCUUGUCGAAUCGCUGCAGCAGCUUUCUUUCAUCUUUAUAGCAUAUAUUUUAUUUUUAAAAAACUAAGGGGAAAAUAGCAACCUCCCAUUUGGUUUCCCUUCUAUAAUAGUUUUUUCCUCUAACGGGGAGCAACUCUUUCUCUCGAAACUGCUAAUAUUGAUCCCAAAGUUAUUUUGACUGCAUUAACUUAACUUACGGGGUGGGGGCGGGGGUGAGGGUAGGCGUUUUUUUCUUAUGCAAAAAUACUCCUUUCCGGUGAGACCAGAUUAACUGUCUCCAUGUUUGUCCUUUUCUACCUCGUUUUUUCGCCACUCCCAAACAUAACCUCCCAAUCUUUUUUGUUAGUCCGGCCGUCAAUUUGUAUAGUACCAAUUUCUGUAAAUUCUCUCAAUUCUUUGAAGAUCGUAGGGUUAAACUUUUUUGUGUGUGAUUUAAACUUACAAACAAGUGAAGAAGCUAUCGUUUAUUUCAGACGAGGCUGUAGUUUAAAUACCAAAAGAGGGAAAAUAAAAAAGAACCUUUGUAAAAUAUAUCUGAACCUAAUGGUUUGUACAACUGGAGAAUCGUUCUAGAUUAGUUACCAAUUAAAUAUAACUCCGCCAGUGUAAGGGUGUGAGGUGCAGUUGUCCAGGAGACGAUUUUGUAUAGUAUUUUUCUUGUACAUUACUUCCAGUAAAUAUUUGAAAAUAUAUUGAAGUAAACUUGAUUUUUUUUUUUUUGUCACAAGAAAAUAUUAAGAGUUAUUGUUGCAGUUCUGAUGAGCUGCAGGUUUUUUGAACUCACUUCUGGAGGUGCAGAGCCACAAACGCACUUUCGGGGCCUAGUUUUGCUCGAAUAUGAAUUUAGAUAGGUAUCAAGCUGUAACUAAGACAAUAUUUGAUAAAUGUUGGAUGACAUUUAAUUUAAUGGAGCAUGUACUUAUUUGCAUUUGCUGGCAGUUCAGGCAUAGUUAAAGUGAGAGUUCUCCUAUAUUUCAUAAUAAGUGGGUCUGCCAAAACCCAUGUAUUAAAUAAAUUGUCCAAGUGAAACUCGACUAACUUUGGCCUUUGUGUAUUUCCUGAAGGUACUAUUGUUAACUGUUAAUAAAUACUUCUGACACUACAUUUAAAUGUUUGCAGAUUCUGCAAACUAAUUGCUCAUUGUAAUGUUGAAAUAAUUUGGAUAUUUCACAUUGAAAUGAAAAGCCUUUCUCUGGAGCAUUUUAGAUUUGCAUUUUAAAUGCAUGAAAUGUAAUUGAUUUAUUUGUAAUAUUUUAAAUGGUAUUAAUAAACUCAGAUAAAAGACUAGGCCAGUUAAUUUGUAUUUUUUCCCCUUUUUAAACUAUGGACGUGCAUUUUAUCUUCAGUUAAUUGUCUAAUUUAAACAAAAUAUAACCUUGUUUGUGGUAAUAUUUAAAUAAUUACCUUUAAGAUGUUAGAUGGAAAGAUCUAUUUGGCAAAGCUGUGUUUUCUCUGUUUACCAAGAUAAAGAUUAUAGUGUCUAAGGAAUGUAAUUGAUUAUUUACCAGUAGAUUUAGCUCAUAGCAUCAGGAUUUACUGACCUCUUAAAAUUUGUACUAAGUCACAAUUCAAAGAAAUUUCACCAUUCUCUUUCCUUCUCAGUCUCCAGGAGUCAGGUUGUUGGCCAUUGAUUGCAUUUAGUAUUUAAAAGGCCAAGCCUUACAUUGGAAGAUCAAUACAUCUAAAAUAAAAACAUGGGUUUGGGGAUAACUUUUGUUGUUAGGAGGUGGAGGAGGUCAAGCUAACAAAAGCUUGUUUUUGGCAUUCCAAGUCUUAGCUAAAGAUUACGUAGAGGUAAAUAUCAGUAGUAGAUUCCUGUUGAAAUGAGUUAUCUGUUCUUUUAAAGUCUCUAAACAGCCACCAAAGAAAAGGAAGGUUAAACCUUAAUCUAUUUACUAGGCUAUUGUUCAUAGGUGUCAAUGAUGCCAAUAAAAAAUACUGUCUUGUUAUGUCUAAGUGCAUUUAAGCAAUGGGUGUUCCUUGAGCCAUACUUUGAAACAUAAAAUACUCUAAGUGUUGAUUGAUGUUAUAUCACUAUUUCACUAUUAGAUUAAUAUUAUUAUUUUGAAUCAAAUUGAAUAAAAAGUUAGUGUGUUUGGA